Molecule: messenger RNA, 956 nt
Organism: Magnolia sinica
Lineage: Eukaryota; Viridiplantae; Streptophyta; Magnoliopsida; Magnoliales; Magnoliaceae
Exons: 3
Coding region: 226-720 (164 amino acids)
Source: RefSeq, a predicted model, not a curated record
UUAAGGAGUACCGCAGUAAUUUACACCAGCGGUACAAGCGGUGCAGGAGCCUCGAGGAGGCCGUAUUGACCGCACCGCCGCACGUGACCAUUGACGAUUGGCGAAUACUCUGUGAGAGAUUUUCGUCUGAGUCUUUUCAGGUAAUAUUUACAUAUUUACGAUAUCUUAAGGUAACAAUUAAAUUCACAAUUAAUAAUAAUAUAUUAUGAAUAAUGUGUUCAGAAGAUGAGCAAAAUAAGUUCUGCGAACAGGGGAAAGUUGGAAGUGAACCAUAUAACUGGUUCAAAGUCAUUUGUACAACUUCGUCGCGACAUGCGAGAUUCCGUCACUGGACAGGAGCCCGGACCAGUAGACUUCUACAGAGAGACUCAUUGUCGGCAGGCGACGGGAUCUUGGGUACAUCCUACAGCCAGCGAGAAUUGGGCGGCGAUGGACGCCAUACGCAGUCAGCCCACUCCAGAUGGUACUCAGCGGAGUGAGCCAGAGAUCCUGAGCGAGGUGCUUGGCACACGUUCUGGAUAUGUGCGUGGGCUUGGCCAUGGUGCCAAGCUCAUGGCACCCGCUAGAGUUGCAUCCAGCCGAUCCGUCGCUGGCGAGAGCGCCAUACGCCGAGCUGAUAUCGCAGAGAAAGAGGUUCAACAUCUACGGGGCGCCGUCGAUGAGAUCAAAGACCAACUGGCGAGGCAGAGGGAGGAGCAUGAGAGGCAGAAGGAGGAGUAGGAGAGGCAGAGGGAGGAGCAAGAGAGGAGGAUGGAGGAUAUGCGGGUGGAGCAUGAGCGACGGAUGCAGGAGAUAUUACAGGUUCUCGCUGCACGCUUACCCAUCGAUGCCCCACCACCUCCGCCUUCAUCUUUGUGAUUUGUCAUAUUUUAUUUAUGAUUUAUUUUAUAUAAGAAUGUUAAACUUAUAUGUAUUUGUGCGUGGAUGAAUGUAAUGUGGAUAAGACUAUUUGUGUA